AUAAAAAAAAGUUAUCUCUAGAGUCAGAAAACCUCCGAGGAUGUUACAGAUGUCAAAUUGCGUUCAAAGCUGGCGUGUGCUGUUUAAAAGUUGCAUGUUUGAAUAACUAAGAAGUUCAAUCCUUCAUUUUUAAUAACUAAACAGUUGAAUACCAUUGAAUUCAAUUUACGAGUUUAAAACAGCUGAUAAUCUAAGAUUCAUUUAGGACCAGCCUCAUAUGCUCAAUGUCGUAUUUGGUUAAAUGAAGAAACAAAUCGAAAAAAUGUUACUAGUGAAAUGACAAUUAAUAAUAAAUUGUUUCUAUAUGAAAUUAAUAAAAAUGUAAAAAUCUCAUUAAAACGAUUAAAUGAAGUAUUAGAAUUAAUUAUAGAAAAACAUGAAAUUCUUCGAACAUCAAUUAAAUUUGAUAAAGAAACAAAUGAAUUAAAACAAUAUAUAAAUGAAUCGAACAAGAAAUCAUUUGAAUUAUUGAAAAGUAUUUAUGAAACAAAUGACGAAAUCGAAAGGAUAAUAAAUGAAGAAAAAUAUUCAAAUAAAUUAUUUAACUUAAAUGAAGGACUUGUAUUUCGAUGUCAUAUUAUUUAUUAUAGAGAAAUUGGCGAAAAUGAAUUAAUAAAACCAAAAGAUUUGAUAAUAUUUAACUUCCAUAAAAUCUCAUUUGAUAAUUUGUCAAUUGAAAUAUUUCUUAAUGAUCUUAAUGAAUUUUAUUAUGAAUCAACAACAAAAGAUCAUUGGAAGAAUAAUAUUAAAAAUAUUUUACGUUAUAUUGAUUAUUCAAUAAUUGAAAAGCAAAUAUCAAUGAAUGAAGCAUCAAAAUAUUGGUUAAAUUAUUUUGAAAAUUCAAAUUUAAAUAAAAUUCUAUCAUUUCCAUAUGAUUGA
Molecule: messenger RNA, 879 nt
Organism: Adineta ricciae
Lineage: Eukaryota; Metazoa; Rotifera; Eurotatoria; Adinetida; Adinetidae
Source: the annotation of a GenBank genome assembly